This is a messenger RNA of Aspergillus calidoustus, 2823 nucleotides long. NCBI's taxonomy places the organism in Eukaryota, Fungi, Ascomycota, Eurotiomycetes, Eurotiales, Aspergillaceae. The record is from the annotation of a GenBank genome assembly.
CUUCCGUUCAAGAACGUCUUGGUUCACUAGACUACGUCUAUCUACCUACUCUGUUACCUGUAGGAGUCGAGACUACAUAUCUACAGUGUAACCACAUUGAAGAACACUACUGCGAACAAGACAUUGCAAGCGAAAUUCAAUGUUUGGACUGGCUUGGUGCUGUUAGCUCCCGCAAAAAGUCUUGGUAUAUCAAUUGCCCGCUCAGGAGAAUUGAAGUCUCGCAGAUCAAUUCAUGUUUGCCAGCAGAAACUCCAGUGUUGCUAAACCACAGGAAGAGCUCUCCGCCUGAUAUCGAAAUGAUGUUGGUGAUUACUCGGAGUAUUGCCUCUCUAGACUCUGGGUCCCGUUGCGCGCUUGGAGUGGCGUUGCCGUUACGAGAAAAAAAAAUCUUCGGAUCCACCUCGGAUAUCUGGGCUGCUCACCACGAAGCUCAACCGCCACGGUUAUUGGAUUUCAGACAGCGCAUGGGGAGUUACGAUUAUCCCAGAUCAGGCAGUGACAUGUACGGAGCACGCCAAUGGAAGAGAGAAGAGUCCUUAAGAAAACGUGGUGCAAGAUGGGCAGUUUCCGUAGUAUCAGUCAGCGUUGCAUCCAUCGCCGUCCCCAGCUACCUAUUAUGGUUUACUAUUUUCAUUUGUCAUUUGUCAUAGAUCUUUAUCUCUUGACUCACUCCGCAAGAGGGGAGAGAUAGAGCCGACAGUGAAUCUUAUAAGGUUGCAGUUUCUGGGGUCCUGCUGGGUCUUGCAACGUUUCGCCUCCUUGGAUCGAAAGCAAGAGUCAGAGUCUGGUCUGGGUGGAGUCGGUCCUGACUUUUUUUCUUCUCGCGGAUCAGUCUCUUCCUCUUCUUCUUCUUCCAUCAUCCUCGCCGAACCUCAAGAACACACGAACGCUGCCUUAUCAAAGCCUCCUGCCAUUGGACUGUACAGGGCCAGUCAUGGCCUCCGAGCACGACAUCAACACCUAUUCAGCUGGGGCCCCCGUAGCAAAGGAGAAGAUGGGCAACGAUGAAGCCGUCCGGGUCACCGCUGCGGCUCCAUCUCCCGACAUGGACGAGAGGGACUGCGAAAAGUAUGGAGCAGGCCGCGACUCGAAUCCGCUGCCGGAUUUGAAACGAAAGCUCAAGAGCAGGCACCUUCAGAUGAUCGCAAUCGGUGGAACGAUUGGCACAGGUCUUUUCAUCAGUAGCGGUUCCGCCAUCUCGACAGCAGGCCCAGUUGGCGCUCUCAUUGCCUACAUCUUCAUCGGAUCGAUUGUAUACUCCGUCAUGACAGCACUAGGAGAGAUCGCCACCUACAUUCCUAUUCCUGGAGCCUUUACAGCUUAUGCAACCCGAAUCAUCGACCCCAGUCUAGGUUUCGCGAUGGGUUGGAUCUACUGGUUUUCUUGGGCCAUCACCUUUGCUCUUGAACUUACGGCGACGGGCUUGAUUAUUCAGUUCUGGGACAAAGACCUCAAUAUCGCCAUCUUCAUUGCCGUCUUCUGGGUUGUCAUCACUUGUCUCAACUUGCUCCCGGUCAGCUUCUUUGGAGAAAUCGAGUUUUGGUUCUCUAGCAUCAAGGUUCUUACCGUCAUUGGAUUCAUGAUCUUUGGAAUCUGUAUUAAUGCGGGAGCGGGAGCCGAGGGCUACAUCGGCUUCCGCUACUGGACCAAUCCAGGCCCAUUCGUUGCCAAUCCAGACGUCUCACCUGAUUCGACAGCGAAAUUUGUCGGCUUCUGGGCGGUGCUUAUACAAGCUGGAUUUGCGUACCAGGGAACUGAACUUGUUGGUAUUGCUGCUGGUGAAACCGAAAACCCUCGCAAGACUGUGCCCUCGGCCAUUCGCAAGACUUUUUUUCGUAUCUUAUUCUUCUUCGUGUUGACCAUCUUCUUCAUCGGAAUCUUGGUUCCCUCCGACGACAAGCAACUGCUAAACGCGAGUGGAAACGACGCCAACUCUUCGCCUUUUGUCAUUGCGGCCAACCGGGCUGGAGUAUCAGUUUUGCCGGAUAUCAUCAACGCUGUUCUCUUGACUGUGGUGCUUUCUGCCGCCAAUUCCAACGUCUAUAGUGCCAGUCGUAUUCUGAUCGGCUUGUCUCAAGAAGGGUUUGCCCCGCAUUGGCUCAAAAAGACAUCAAAGCAGGGCGUGCCAUACUGGAGUGUUGCCUUUACUUCUGCCUUUGGCCUACUUGGUUUUUUAAAUGUCUCCAACUCGGGCAGUACCGUGUUCAACUGGUUCCUAAACAUUUCCAGUGUGGCUGGUUUGAUCUCUUGGGCAUCCAUCGUCGGAUGUCAUUUAGGGUUCAUGCGCGCCCUCAAGGCGCGCAAUAUCUCCCGCGACUUACUUCCCUACAAAGCGCUGUGGCAGCCAUGGUACUCUUGGUAUGGACUUUUCUUCAAUAUCUUGAUCAUCAUCACUCAAGGUUUUACUGCCUGGAUUCCAGAGUUCAACGUGACGGACUUUUUCGUUGCGUAUAUCAGCGUCAUUCUCUUCGUCGUGCUUUACCUGGGCCACAAGAUCAUUUACCGACCGGCAUUUGUCAAGCCCAUUGAAGCAGAUAUCGACACCGGGCGUGUCGCUCUGGAGAACGAAUACUGGGAGACCACGACCUCGGAUGAAAAGUGGUACAAGCGGGCGUAUAAAUCCCUCUUUGUAUAGAUAUUGUCGGCGUUUUUGAUAUCAAAUCCAUCCCACUGUACAUUAUACGUUUAUAUACUUGACAUUGGCAUCGCACGGAGUUGGGUGAAUGAACUUGUAUUAUCAUUAAAGCGUUGGUCGGAAGUAUCAGAGUAGUCUAAUCAGUUAACCAACGGUAGCCCGACGUGCUCGGGGAUUUUGGAUGGCCA